ACAAAGUCAUCUUAAUACAUGGAUCAUUGCUGCUGUUAGGCGUAAUGUUGAAGAAAUAGACAUAAGUAUUGACAUCUCUCAGUUCCUGUUUCCUCAUUGCCUUUUUACGUGUCAAUCAUUGUCGAAAUUAGAUUUGGUAAACAGAAACGAAACAUGAUUGAAGAUUAAAUUACCUGGUUCAAUUGAUCUGCCUCAGCUCAAAGCUAUGUUUAUUGAUUCACUAGCAUUUGAUGAUGAAAAGUUAACUAAGCAGUUCUUCUCUAGUUGUCCUCUUCUUGAACGAUUAGUCAUAACAAACUGUGAGUUUCCUGAAAUGGAUCUUAACUUUUCGUUUCCUGAACUUUGGGAAUUCGACCUUGUCAAGUGUUCAGGUUCUUCUAAGAAUGGUCGUCAAUCAGUUGAUAGUAAGAUCAUUCUUUGUGUUCCAAAACUACAGCACUUUUUAUCCAAUGAUUACAUGUCGAGAAAUUAUCAUCUAGGCGACAUGCCUUCUCUUGUUGUUGCUGAUCUUUAUAACAACUAUGAGUUGGAUGUGGAUGAUGACGAUGAAGCGCCAGAAAUAGAUACAGAGCUUCCGGCAGGGGUUAAAGAAUUGUAUGUUGAACGUCUCAAUAAGUUUUUUAGAGUUGUUCAUAACGUGGAAGAUCUUACAUUAUCAUGUUUAUCCCUUGAGUUUGCCUCAGCUUCUAUUGGUAGCUUAGAUAUUCAGCCUCUUCAGUUACAUAAUCUGAAAUAUCUGAAGCUGCAUACAAGCCUUUCAAGAAACUCCAUGAAUGCAGUAACAAACUUACUCAAGAUUUCUCCAAACAUUGAAUCAGGUGCUAACAAACUCUUCUCAUUGUUACUUCUUCCCAUUCAGUCCUGAAACUUUGAUAAUGAAUUUUUGUCUUUGUAUUCCAAAAUGGUCACCCAGAAACGCAUCAGUGAGCAUCCAAUGUAUCCAUAUUUUGACGAAGAGAUUAAGGUGCACUCAGCAGAUGUAAAAGAUUAUUGGAAGGUAGGGUUAUCAUUGCCAGCUAUGUUAAAUCACCUUAAAGCUGUUGAGAUCGAAGGUAUCGAAGGACGCAUCAACGAACUCAUGUUUGUGGAACUUUUGCUGAGGAACUCGAUUGUCUUGGAAGAACUGGUUCUUUUCAGCUGUAAUUGUGAGAAAUAUUGUAAAAAACCCUCAGAUGAUAAAGAGAGAAGGAUGAAGAAAUUUAGCAAGAGGCUAUUAAAACUUCCUAAAGCCUUUGCAGGUCUCCUAACGUGAUGGCAGUGACAGUCUACAUAAAACGUUGGCACUUGGUUCAUCCCCGUAUUGGAAAUUAAAGUACCCAUGCACAACUUAUAAAGCACAAAUUAAAAAUGAGAUUCAUAUGAGGUUCACUCUGAAUAUCUCCUGAUCGCAAAUGGAAUUCCAAGUAGACCAGAUGGAGUUUAACCUGUUGUAAACUUACGAGCACAGUUUCAAAUUAGGCUGGAUUGGAAGGGGUAUUCUUAGUUCAGCUAAACAACGGUAUCAGAAUCGAGAGAAAGACUUGGUGUAAGCAUCCGGAUUUGGCAUGAUCCGAAGACGCGAGAAUGGGGCUUCGGAUAUUGCAAAGCCGAAGCCGCCCUUGAUGAUGACGUGGCACAGGCGGGCAGCCAUAAGAAAUGAUAAGCGGUUGUCUAAAUAAACCUCAUUGUAAAAAUACACGUGUACGGCUAAUGACAAGAGUCUUGUCAUAAAUUGAAUUAGCGCUUACGUGUAAGGUAUCCUCUUGUCAGAUUUUGCCUAUAAAA
Molecule: messenger RNA, 1764 nt
Organism: Papaver somniferum (opium poppy)
Lineage: Eukaryota; Viridiplantae; Streptophyta; Magnoliopsida; Ranunculales; Papaveraceae
Exons: 4
Coding region: 902-1252 (116 amino acids)
Source: RefSeq, a predicted model, not a curated record